This is a messenger RNA of Saprolegnia parasitica CBS 223.65, 2427 nucleotides long. RefSeq lists its product as hypothetical. The coding region runs from base 1 to 2427 and encodes 808 amino acids. Gene Ontology annotation, biological process: intracellular signal transduction; cyclic nucleotide biosynthetic process. The record is from RefSeq and is a predicted model, not a curated record. The transcript is spliced from 4 exons. Lineage: Eukaryota; Oomycota; Saprolegniomycetes; Saprolegniales; Saprolegniaceae.
AUGGCGCUGGUCGUGUCCAAGUCGAGCAAGGUCGCCAACAAGGUGAGCCCGGAGCUCCAGAAGAUGCUGCAGCCGACGGCCGCGCGUCAAGAGCGCGUGCUCCACGCCCUCGACAGCCGCAACGCCAACAUCGUGCUCGGGAUCAUGACCAUGUUUACGCUCUUCGCCGACGACAUGCGGGUCGCGGGCUUCACCAAGUCGGCCGACGAGACGUUUUACGUCCUCGAACUCAUCUGCUUUGCGUGCUUUGCCAUCGAGUGGGCCGGCAACGUCUACGCGCGGCCCGACUACGUGCACAAGGGCCUCGGCUUUACGUUUUGGAUGGAUCUGAUUGCGACGCUCUCGAUCCUCGCGGACGUGGGCUGGGUCAUGGAAGCGCUCACGGGCGGCGCGACCUCCAACAGCGUCGCGUCGCUCCAAGCGAGCCGCGCGUCGCGCGCCGGUACCAAAGCCGGUCGUCUCGUCAAGCUCAUCCGGCUGAUUCGACUUGUGCGCAUCUCGCGCAUCUUCCGCACCAAAACCGCCGACACGGCCAAGGCCAUCAAGCUCAACGAACCGAGCAAGGUCGGCAAGAUCCUCACGGAGCUCACAACGCGCCGGCUCAUCGUGCUCGUGCUCGUCAUGGUCGUGCUCUUGCCAGUGAUUGACCAAACGCUCACGACGACCGACCAGUACCAGACGAGCGCCUUGUACCAGAUGCACCGCAUGGUGCAAGACUACAACUCGACGGGCUUGAUCACGCUGCCCGACAUGCAAGCGCUCUUUGACAGCUACGUGCGCAACUGCAACGGUAUCAUUUUGGACAUGAUCAUCUACGGCAUCGACAAGAACAUCACCAACCAAUGGCUCCAGAAUGUGCGCUUCCAGAGCUACUCGGGCUCGGCGUGGGUCGCGUCGUCGCCCUUCUCGGCGACCACGAACCCGAUCUCGGGCUGGUCGGCGUCGUACCUGACGACAGAAUUUGUCGGCUUUCGCUCCGCGGAUAUCAACCUGAUCUCGUACUUUGACUGCGUCGACAAACGAGGCGUCGUGGUCGACAACAGCACGUGCUUCUCCGCGGUCGUGUUUUACACCGCCAAGUCGAACGCGUCCGACUCGGAGCUCGCGAUUCUCAAGACGUGGAUCAUCAUCUUCCUCUUUGGCGGCAGCAUCUUUUUCUUCACGCGGGACGCCGACAUGCUCGUGAUUGGCCCAAUCGAGCGCAUGAUGGAGCUCGUGAACCGAUUGGCCAAGAACCCGCUCGGCAACACGGACAUUGAAGAAGACGCGUCGCAAGAGUACGAGACGCGCAUGUUGGAAAAGACCAUUUGUAAAAUCGAUCAUUUCGAAAACAUGGGCGGCACGGGCGAACUCAACGUCAUGAUUCCAGGCAAGAAGAUUUCGUCCAUCUUUGGCUUUGGCAUCAUCGAGCACUUUACCGAAACGUGCAGCAUCCUCGAAGAGAGCGUCAUCACGUACAUCAACACGCUCGCCGACAUUGUGCACACGGACGCCAACAUCUACUACGGCGCGGCCAACAAGAACAUUGGCUCGGCGUUUUUGCUGGCGUGGAAGAUCUGCGACGGGUCCCUCCCUGGCAUGCGCGACCCGCGCGACGCAGCGUCCAAGCCCAUCAUGAGUGCGUCCGAGAAGGCGGAGAAGCGCGCAGGCAUCGCUGUCCAGCUCUGUGCCUCGGGCUUUGCGCCGCGCGCGAUCACGCCGCAGGAGCUCGUCGACUCGGCGCUCAUGGCCGUGCUUAAAAUGCGCAUCGACAUCCACGCGGCCAACGAACCCGGCGGUCGGUUCGAGUUGUACCUCUCAAAUCCCAAGCUCCAGGCCAAGUUUGGCGAACACUUUGGCGUGCACAUGGGCUUCGGCCUCCACAUUGGGUGGGCCAUCGAAGGCGCGAUUGGCUCCAAGUACAAAAUCGACGCGUCGUACCUCUCGCCCAAUGUCAACAUGGCGGCGCGCCUCGAGAACGCGACCGGGCAAUUCCAAGUCCCGAUGCUUAUUAGCGAGUGGUUCAUGGACGAGCUAAGUCCAUUUGCCAAGACCCAUUGCCGCAAGAUCGACCGCGUGACCGUCAAAGGCAGUGAGAUUCCCAUGGACCUCUGGACGUUUGAUAUUGGCAACUACUCGAUCGACUGCGACCCGAUCGUUGAUCCCAACGGGGUUCAGAUGCCCCUCGACUAUGAGAAAAACGACAUUUUGCCGCGGCUCCAAGAAGGCAUUCCGCGCGCGUUCUUCUCGACCUUUAAGGAAGGCAUGCAAGCGUACCUUGACGGCGACUGGGCCAAGGCCCAUGCGCUGCUGAGUACGGCGUACGAGACGUACCGUGAUGGCCCCACGAACGUGCUCUUGACGAUCUUGCGAACCGAGUCGGCCGACCCCAAUGGGUAUGCAUGCCCGACGUGGUGGAAAGGGUUUCGGCCCUUGACCGAAAAGUAG